Molecule: messenger RNA, 2349 nt
Organism: Amorphotheca resinae ATCC 22711
Lineage: Eukaryota; Fungi; Ascomycota; Leotiomycetes; Helotiales; Amorphothecaceae
Exons: 4
Coding region: 1-2349 (782 amino acids)
Biological process (GO): protein phosphorylation; intracellular signal transduction
Cellular component (GO): cytoplasm
Molecular function (GO): protein serine/threonine kinase activity; ATP binding
Source: RefSeq, a predicted model, not a curated record
AUGAUGCCCCACGGCGCCUACGAGGACGGCGAGCUGGAGAUCUCGCUCGCUCCUUCUGCCAACCGCCGAGCCCAGAACAAGCCGCCCGAUGCCAGCACUCGCCGCGACCAGAAUGGCAGCAAGCACCGAUCCGUUGAGCCUGCUCCGCAGAAGAAGGCCGAGCAGCGUGUCGGCGCCUACCACAUCGUCAAGACCCUCGGCGAGGGCUCCUUUGGCAAGGUCAAGCUGGCCGUGCACCGCGUGACGAACCAGCAGGUUGCCCUGAAGAUCAUUGCGAGGAAGAAGCUCAUCAGCCGGGACAUGGCCGGCCGGGUCGAGCGGGAAAUCGAGUACCUGCAGCUCCUCAGACACCCGCACAUCAUCAAGCUAUACACGGUGAUCAAGACCCCGCAGGAAAUCAUCAUGGUCCUGGAGUACGCGGGCGGCGAGCUCUUCGACUAUAUCGUACAGAACGGCAAGAUGAGGGAGGAUGAAGCUCGGAGAUUCUUCCAGCAGAUCAUAUGUGCGGUCGAGUACUGCCACAGACACAAGAUCGUCCACCGCGAUCUCAAGCCCGAGAACCUGCUCCUCGACGAGAACUUGAAUGUCAAGAUUGCCGACUUCGGUCUCAGCAACAUCAUGACUGAUGGUAACUUCCUCAAGACCAGCUGUGGUAGUCCCAACUAUGCUGCACCCGAGGUCAUCAACGGUAAGCUAUAUGCUGGCCCGGAGGUUGACGUCUGGAGUUGUGGGGUCAUCUUGUAUGUGCUGCUCGUGGGAAGACUGCCCUUCGACGAUGAGCAUAUCCCUUCCCUGUUUGCGAAGAUUGCCAAGGGCCAAUAUGUGGUUCCGAACUACAUGAGCUCUGGAGCUGCCUCGCUCAUCAAGAAGAUGUUGGCUGUCAACCCCGUCCACCGCAUCACCGUCGAGGAGAUCCGCUUGGACCCCUGGUUCGUCAAGAACCUGCCUGCGUAUCUGCAGCCGCCGGUGGAAGAGUUCAUCGAUACUGGGGUCGACCCUACUAAGGCCAUCAAUCCCAAGACAAUUGCACCUCACGCGAGUCCUGCGAUCCAGGAGAAGCUGCAUGACCAGGUCACGGAGAAGAUCAGCAAGACAAUGGGAUAUGGUAUCAAGGACGUUCAAGAGGCAUUGGCUUCGGAAGAACCAUCUGCGAUCAAGGAUGCUUAUUUGAUUGUCAGAGAGAAUAAGUUGAUGCAAGCUAACCCAAACCUUGCGGAUGACAAAGGCCAACUUCUCUUCCAAGCUGCUUCUCCCCCACCCCCGCACGCCGGUCUCAAACCUGACGGCUCAAUGUCUUCACCACCUCCACCGGACGCGCAGGCUUCGGCCGAUGCUCCUGACCGACAACCACGACCAAGUCCCCGUGUAGACGCGGUCUCCCCACGCUCUACCAGCUCGGCUGGAACUGACAGAUCUACGCGUCCCUACAUCAGCAAGAUCGGUAUCCUUCCUAGCAGUCUCACACCUUAUCAUCGAGACUACAUGGAGCGUAGACGAUUGGGAAAGACCGUGGACAGCCCCUUGUCAACAGCUCAUUCGGAAGAUAAUGAACCGCACCCCCAAACCGAUGCUGAGAAGGCUGAGACCGCUCGCCGACUCAACCCUCAUUCCAAGAGUCAGCUCAAGCUUGACGAAGCCAGCAAGAGACCAGCCGGUAUGACGCCAGUUCCCCAAAAGAAGGCAAAGCCGACAAAAUGGCAAUUUGGUAUCCGAUCGCGUAACCAGCCGCUGGAGGCCAUUGGCUGCAUCUAUAGGGCUCUACAGAAGCUAGGUGCCGAAUGGGUUGUCGAUGAGGGUUGGGAGGCUUCUCGCCAGGGGUCACAUGAGGAUGAGGAAAACAAGGAUGGCAGCUUUGUCUCGAGCCACAGUGGCGCUUCCCUUCACCACGCCAAUUCCAUGAACCCUGAUAGAUCUGGAAGCAACCUCCAAUUCCGCGCCGUGGACCCAAAUACUCAGUACAAGCUGCCUGCAGACCCGUGGGUUCUUCGUGUUCGCUGGAAGAAGGACGGCAUGUAUCCUCCUGGAACCGUUCCUCCUGGAUCGACCCACUCAUCGACAAUUGACCUCCGACGCCAAUCGAUUGGUUCUCUUAGUAGCGCUGGCGGUUCCCUUCCGAAUCAAGAGGCCUCCACUCCUAAAUCCUCCAAACCCGACCCGGUUGAGAGCGUCAUCAUGCACCUUGAUAUCCAACUCUACGAGAUGGAGCCUGGUGUGUAUUUGGUGGAUUUCAAGUGUGCUGGCUAUGAGACUCCGGAUGGCAUGUUGGUCGAGGAAAAGGAUGUUACAUCUCCCUUCCCCUUCUUGGACUUGGCUUCGAAGUUGAUCAUUCAACUUGCCGAGGCUGACUGA